CUGUCAACUGCCUUUGAACGGACAACGGGUAUACAAUAGUACUGCGAACGCACAUCUAUCUGUAUGCGCCAGUCGACAUUAACACUUCAUUUUAUAUCCGUCUAUUAUAUUAUAUUUCUAUAGCUGACAUGGGAAACACCAUUAUAUCUUACUGGAAGGUUUCGGACCUACUGUCAAUGGGAUGAAACGUACACGAAGCGAGUAGCGAUAGUUAACGGCGACAUGGUUUCGUUAGUGCGGUCGAAUAUUAUAGUUAGGUUGGUGUUUAUAAUUACAGUUUUUCACCCAGUAUGCCAGAGCAAACCAUUGCUACAGAGACUACGUACACAGGGAUUGAGGGACAGUUCAGGAAAAGUAAAUGUCAGGCGAAGGGAAAUUCUGGGAAAACAUUCAUCUACAUAUUUACAUGGUAUCCAAGUUGAGGAAUCAUUGAAAAGGAGCAAUUUUGAAAAUGUAAUUGAUAAAAAUAUUAGAAACAUCAGGACUCCAAGUGAAUAUAUGAUCGAGGAAGGGACAUAUAUUAAACCUCGCACACGGCAUCGCAGGGAGUCGGGGGUUGGACCGAGUCGUGAUAAUGAACGUAAAAGGGGACGGACGGAGGUGGUAGAAGAAUUGCCUCGUAGACACAAUCAUGGGCGGACAAAGGGGAAAAAACGAAAACGUGAAAGAAACAGAAAUCGUGAGAGAAGGAAAGGAAAUAAGAAAGAACGGAAUACAGAGAAAAAUAGAAAGCACGAAUUAGAGGGACGGGUUGGUGUAGACUUGUUUGACGAGACAAUAGAAAGGAAACAUCCUCCAAAAAGUGAACAAAGGGACGACCCGACGUUAGGUGACGUGGACAAACACGACCAGGAUUAUGUUUAUGACUAUUUGAGCGAAGACAACAGAUUCGCACCAAACAUGAAAGGAAAAAAAGAAACAAACUUGAUCUCUGAAAACGAUUCUGCGCCGAAAGAUUAUGCCAAGUUAUUUCAAAACAGUGAUUUGGCAGAGCUUGGAUCACCGGAUUUGACAAGGACAAACCCUAAUAUUGAAGUUACAAUUGAAAUUCUCCAUGAAAACUAUACGGAAAUGGAGAAGGAUAACCGCGGGCCGAAUGACUUCCCUGUCGGUCAAAUCAUUGACUUUGAGGAGCUAGCCAAUGCAUUCCAGAAUAUCGGAAACCCGGGUGGCACGGAAGACAGUGAAAAGACGGAUGUUUUGAUAAAUAGUGACGCCGACAUUGACGGGAUGAAGACCACAGGAACGCAAACGACGUUUCCGCAGGAUGACAUUAAUCUUCUGGAUAAUAUUAGGACUAGUUCACCGCGGGCAUUCACGGAACAGAGCGAUGAAUAUGGCUUCUCGCAAACAGACACUUAUCAAGGCGUUAUGGGAGGGCAACAAUUGGUCGAUUUCGAUAGGGUUACGGGCGACUGGAGCGAGUGGAUUGAAUGCAGUGUUACAUGUGGAGGUGGCACUAAACGCCGACAAAGAAGUUGUGGCAAUUCGUGCAUUUCAACAGAGACUCAGGACUGUAUAAUUCAACCGUGUCCAGAAGAAACGCCAGAGUCCGAUAGUGAGCCUGGUGAUGCAGACGCUAUGGUAGAAGAACAGUUUGGCCUACUCACACACCUUGCUUCGUUCACGGAUGAUUUAGAACACGACAGCUGUGAGGCAUGGAUGACCUGUAAGAACGAAUUUCUCCUCUCGUAUCUGUCCAGAUUACAGGAACUACCGAGUUGUCCAUGUGUCUACCCCAUCAUCAUUGCACACAAUAGCAGCAUUUGGGAUCAACAAAAACAAAAAACGUUUAAUUGGAUGGAUGCGAGUGGCGAGAAGCUAAAUAUCUACAAACCCACAGCUAGCCACUGUAUUCGAUCUAAACUAUCCGUACAAAGUACCAGUCUAGCUGCGCAACACUGCUGCUAUGAUAGCGAUAUGAUUCUUAUCACUCGGGGACCAGGCGCGGGGACGCCUAAUCUCAUAAGUACAGAAGUGUCGUAUGAAUUACAUUAUAAAAUUGACAUCAUGCCUUGGAUACACUGUAAAGGUGACUGGACUCGGUAUAACCAAGUCAGACCACCGAAUAACAUGGCUGGCUGCAUCGAAAACCCAGACACGCGAACAUUUGUUAGACUGUACCAAGAAGCAAAAAUAUAUUAAUUUCCACUGUACCGUGGAAAUAUGAAAAGAUGAAGACCAAGACAACAUCUACAUAAUGAAUUGUUGUGUAAUAACGCGAAGGAGUGCUUUCAAGUAAUAUAUAAAUCAUGCUGAAAAGCCUUGGAAUGAGUCUGGUGUGUUUCUUGACCGGGGCUUGAAUUCGAAGGUGCGAAGAACG
Messenger RNA from Saccoglossus kowalevskii, 2323 nucleotides. RefSeq names its product isthmin-1-like. The record is from RefSeq and is a predicted model, not a curated record. Lineage: Eukaryota; Metazoa; Hemichordata; Enteropneusta; Harrimaniidae.